Nymphaea colorata (pocket water lily) is the source of this 1697-nucleotide messenger RNA. Its product is annotated as protein ECERIFERUM 2-like. Gene Ontology annotation, molecular function: acyltransferase activity, transferring groups other than amino-acyl groups. NCBI's taxonomy places the organism in Eukaryota, Viridiplantae, Streptophyta, Magnoliopsida, Nymphaeales, Nymphaeaceae. The coding region runs from base 90 to 1427 and encodes 445 amino acids. The record is from RefSeq and is a predicted model, not a curated record. The transcript has 2 exons.
CCAACCUUUUUGUGCCAACAAAGGGCCUCUUCUCUCUGUCUCCUCUUUUUCCGUUCAUUCCUUUCUUUCUUCUCCUCCUCCAAAGCAAGAUGGUGGUUUCCUCCGGCGACAGCAUCAGCGGCAUAAGGAUCUCCUCGGUGGUGCCCGCCCACGUCACGGGCGAGAACGUGGUCCACGAGCUCAGCGCCCUGGACCUCGCCAUGAGGCUCCACUACGUGAAGGUCGUCUACUUCUUCAGGAAAGACCAGGUUCAGGGCCUCGACAUCUACCAGCUCAAGAAGCCCAUGUUCAGCUUGCUCGACCUCUACUUCCCGGUGGCCGGCAGGAUCAGGAAGAGCGAGAGCGAGUCUCCCACCGCCGCCGGCACCGGCCCCGGCCCCGCCGUCCCCCCUUUCUACAUCAAGUGCAACGACGGCGGCGUCCGCAUCGUCGAGGCCAAGUGCGCCAUGACGCUCGACGAGUGGCUCAAGUCGGACGAGACCUCCCUCAACUGCAGGCUCGUCGCCCAGCAGGUCAUCGGCCCUCAGAUCGGCUUCUCCCCCCUUGUCUACAUACAGUUUACCACGUUCAAGUGCGGCGGCCUCUCGAUCGGCCUUAGUUGGUCCCACAUCCUUGGUGACGCCUUCUCGGCGAGCGACUUCAUGAACGUAUGGGGAGACAUCCUGGCCGGGAACUCGCCGGGAGAACCGACCCUCAGCUUCUCCAAGCCGGAGAUCCCCAUUGCACGACCGCUCAAGCCGUCCCUACUGCCCGUGAAGCCGGCCACCACCGUCGAAGACCGUUGGGAGAUCGCCAGCGGGGAGACACCUACGGAGCACCGCUCCUUCCGCUUCAGCGGGCCGCAGCUGAGGCAGUUGAGGUCCAAGGUCGGGGAGCGGUUCUCGGCGUUCGAGGCGAUCGCGGCCGUGGCCUGGAAGGCAGCGGCGGCAGCCAGAGGGGAAGGCUCCGUCCGGCGCGUGACCGUGGUCCGCGAGGAUCGGGGCGUUGAGGGAGCUCCGGUCAUCGGGAACGGGCGGCAGAGCGUGAGGGGCGUGGGGAUCGACUUUGACGCGGCGGGAGCGGACUGGGGAGAGCUGGCACGGGCGGUGGCGGAGGGGGGAGCCGACGGGAGGAAGGAGGGGGGAGCCGACGGGAGGAAGGAGAUCGAACGGUGGGUGGAAGGGGAAGGGUACCCGGAGGUAGAGAUGUACGGCGGGGAUUUGACAUUGGUGGAUCUGGAGGGAGUGGGCUGCUACGAUCUGAGGUUGGGGGGAAGAGGGCCGGCACUUGUUGAUUUGUACGUGGAGGGAGUGGGAAAGGAAGGGGCGGUGCUCGUGCUGCCCGGGCCCGAUGAUGAGGAAGGAGGCGGGAGGGUGGUGAGUGUGUGCAUGCCCUCGGAUCAGAUGGACUCCAUGGUGCGCGCGCUCAGGUCGGAGUUGGGCGUCUAGACAGAAAUCGUCCUCCCUUCGCUCACCCUCUGUGUGUGUGUGUGUGUGCGUGCGCCCUUGUUGCAUGAGUACGUCCAGGUAGUCUUUACUCUGUAAGCUGCUCCUGUUUACUUUGUGUGUGUGUGUGUGUGUGCGCGCGCGCGCGUGUGCAUGCACGCUUCCGCUGUCUGGGUGAGUGAAGCAGCAAGCCAACAGCAGUGCUGCCUUCUGUCGAGGCUGUAAACGGAUCGGACAGAAGAGAUUCAAAUGCAUUUUGUUGGAUCUGGUAAA